AUGCUUCCCCCGUCACUUACCUCGCAUUUCCUUUUCGCUCACCCCGCAUCCCCCCUCGCUUACCUCGUAUUCCUCGUCGCUACCCCCUCGUUUCCCCCCGUCGCUCUUCACUCGUUUCCCCCCGUCGCUCACCCCUCAGUUCGCUCCAUCGCUCGCCCUCAGUACCUCACAUUCCCCGUCUCUUUCCCCCUCGUUUCCCCCCUUCGCUUCCCUCUCAUUUCCCCCCCUUUCACUCACCCCUUGUUUUCCCAUUUACUCACCCUCAUUUCUCUGCUAUCGCUCACCCCCCAUCCCCCCCGUCACUCAACCUUCAUUUCCCCCUUUCCACUCACCAUCCAUUUCCCCCGUCAUUCACCCGUCGAUCCCUCCCGUUCCCCCCGUUGCGCACCCCGCAUUCCCCCUUUCCCUCGCCCCUCAUUUCCCGAAUUCGCGCACCCGAUAAUAGAACUCCCUAUGCAUACCCACUUACUCUAUUUCCACUCCCACUCUGACCUCCCGCUGCCCCCACCCACUGUCCUCCCGCUGCUCCCCUCGCCCCUUCCCCUCUCUCUUCCUUCUCAUUUCCCCCGGUUCUCUUCACUUAUCCCAUCCCAUCCCACUUCCCCGCGCCCAUCUCACUUCCCUCCAUCCCAUUCCACUUCCCCGCGCCCGUCUCACUUCCCUCCAUCCGCUCCCCUUCAUACACCCGUUAUCUCCCUUCCUUUCAGCGGCCUCGCGCAAUCUGUUCCUUCCUUCCAGGAACAGAUAAAAGAGAGUAUUCCCUCCCAACCCCUUCAACAGCCUCUCGCCCUGUUUCCUCCCUGCUUGCCCACCGUUCCAGCUGCUCUUGCUGCUCACUACCAGAGAGAUUACCCUCUCUCUCACCUCCCUUGA
Molecule: messenger RNA, 873 nt
Organism: Closterium sp. Naga37s-1
Lineage: Eukaryota; Viridiplantae; Streptophyta; Zygnematophyceae; Desmidiales; Closteriaceae
Source: the annotation of a GenBank genome assembly